AUUUUAAUUUCAUAGGUUAGAAUGUAGGCGUAAAUUUAUAUAUUUCUCAAAUAAAUAAACAAUUUAAAUUUAAUUAAGUUAAUUUAAAAAUGGCUGAAGCUACAAUUCAAGAGGGAUUCCUUUGCCCCAUUUGUCACAAGGAUUUGCGAUCUGCAAAUAAUUUAAUAUCCCAUUUUCAAGAUCUACAUUCUGAAGAGAAAGACCUACUUAGUUCCAUCAAAGGUAUUUAUGGAAAAGUUAAGAAGAAAAUUCUCACUGUAGAUGAUCAAGAGUUUGAACAUUUAAGAAAAGAAAUAUCCCUUCAAGAAAAAUAUUAUCUAGAAUACAGUGAACCUCAAGAUCCUGGACCCACAGUAUCCCAUACAGAUUAUUUUAAAUCCAUAAGAAGGGAUAGACUAGAUCAUAAGACAGCAGAAACUAAUAAAUUGAUAAUUAGAUUAGAUAGGUUAUUAAGAGUAUAUGCACCUGAUAGGAAACAACAUGAACAAGAGUUAGUGGCUUGGUUAGAUGGUUCAGCAGUUUCUAGAUGUCCAUCUUGUGCAUCUUCCUUUAACAUAACAAGAAGGCAGCACCAUUGUCGAUUGUGUGGGAGUAUUAUGUGUAAUUCCUGUUCAUAUUUUUUACCAUAUGAUACAGCCCAGACCAUUGUGACACCUCUGAACAGUGGAAAUAGUAAAGAACAAAAUUCCAAUAAAGAAUCUGACACCUUAAGGAUAUGUUACCAUUGUUUGGACAUGAUAGAAAGCAGAAGGCGUCUUCAAAUAGAGCAAGUUUUACAACCCAUUAUUUGUCAGUUAUACACGCAUUUACAAAAGAUGAAAAGUCAAAUUGAAACUUCUGUUGAAAUGUAUUUAAAGAUGUACAACUCGAUCAUAUCUGGAGAAACCACAUAUAUUUUACAAGAUCUUCAGUCUCUGAGAACUACAAUUGCAGAUAAAGCCCAAAUGAUUGAUACCAUCAGUAAGAAGAUAGCUUCACUUCCUGUAGAUACAUCCACCCCGAAAGCAGUUCUCUUGCAAAAUAACAUUAGAAAAGCUACAUCCAUCUACAUCAAGGAUUAUUUAGUAACUUUACCUCCACCUCCAACUCCUCAAGAAAUAGAGAAAUUGAAAUAUGAGAGGUCCAAAAACCCCAUAGACGAAGAUAUUCCAAUAGCCAGCACAAGCAUAAAGAAAGUUACAGUUACAACGGGCUGGUCACCUGCUAAUGUUGCUAACGAUACUACAGUAACAGAAGAAGCUGAUCCUAUUUUAGAACAAAUGAAUAUCGUUAGAAGUUAUAUUAAGCAAGCACGAGAAGCACAGAGAUUUGAAGAAGUAGCAUCUUUAGAAGAAAAUUUGAACAUGUUAAAGGAAACAUAUAAAAGAAGCAUAACCAAACCAUAAUUGUUUUUUGGUUUUUAAUUUUGCAUGGUAUAUAAUUCAUAUUAUAGAAAUGUUACUUGAAUGGUAUUUAUAUCGGGAAGGCACAUCUACAACUACAUAUUAUUUCCAGUUGUGAAGUAGGUACAUUCUAAAAAAUGUUUACAUUCCGAGAAUAAACAUCCUUUUGAAAUAAAUAUUCGUUUCUUAAGUUCUCAUUAUGUUUAUUAUAAUUAAUAUUUAUUACAGAAUAAUUCUCCAGUUUAGACGGCUCAAAUAAUAGAGGAGUGGGCCAAAAACCAUAAAAAAUACAUAGUCUCUACUCAUAUUAUUAGACUCAGCACAUUUUAGUUUUCUUUGUUUCAUAAUCAAUUAUAAUUACAACUAUGUUAGCUAUAUACAGAGAGUCCCAAAAGUAGCGGAACGGUCGAAUAUUUCACGAACUAAACAUCGGAUCGAAAAAUUGAACAACACGUUUUUAAUAAUUUUUAAAAAUCUAUCGAAUGACACCAAACACGAUCCCCCACUCAACCCCCUAGAGGUGAGGUGGGGGUAACUUUAAAAUCUUAAAUAGAAACCCCCAGUUUUUAAUGCAGACUUGGAUUCCCUAUGUUAAAGUAAGCCACUUUUAUUCGAGACAUUUUUUCGAAUUGUGGAUAGAUGGCGCUAUAAUCUUUAUCGUGAUGCCACAGGUAAAUUAUAGAAACGGUAUAUCUCGAGAAAUACACUUUUAAAUGAAAAACAAAAAAAAACGUUUUUAAUAUUUUUCAAAAACAUAUUGAAUAACACCAAAUCCUAUACCACGCUCCUUAGAGGUGGGGUGGGAGGUAACUUUAAAAUCUUAAAUAGCAAUAUCCAUUUUUUAUUGCAGAUUUGGAUUCAUCAUAAAAAAUAAAGCAACAUAUAUUCAAAACAUUUUUUAGACUUGUUGAUAGAUAGCGUUAUAAUUGGAUAAAGACGAUUUAUUAGCGCCAUCUAUCAACAAUUCUAAAAAAUGUUUCGAAUAAAUGUUGCUUAAUAUUUUAUUACGAAUCCAAAUCUGCAAUAAAAAAUGAGGGUUGCUAUUUAAGAUUUUAGAGUUAUCCCCACCCUACCUCCAGCGUGUGUAGUGGGGGAUUGUGUUUGGUGUAAUUCGAUAGGGUUUUAAAAAAUAAUAAAGACCUAUCUUUGGUUUUUCAUUUGGAAGUGUAUUUCUCGAGAUAUUAGACCGUCUCCAUAAUUUACCUAUGGUAUCAGGGUAAAUAGUUUUUUCCGAUUAUAGCGCCAUCUAUCCGCAGUUGAAAAAAAUGUCUGGAAUAAAAGUUACUUACUUUUACGUAAGGAAUUUAAAUCUGGAAUAAAACCUGGUGGUUUCCAUUUAAGAUUUCAAAGUUACCAUCCCCCCCCCCCAACUCUAAGGGGUGAAUUAUAUAAAUGACAAAGGGGUGAAUUAUAUAAAUGACAGUAGUAACUUUUUUAUACCUAUUUACUGAACAAAAAGUUUAUAUUGUAAUUUUACUACAAUACUAAUAUUUUAUUGACACCCUUUGUUUUAAGAAGUGCAGCUACUGUCCUAGGCAUGCCAUCUACUCGUAUAUCUUGCUGCUAUUUCUUUUAAAUGGUUAUUGAGGUUUCAAUGAAAAAUGAUUCUCUCUAUCAACGGAACCUUGUUUAUUAUUUUCUCGGCUAAUUUCCUUUUUACGUACUCCCACAUAUUUUCGAUGGGGUUAAUGUCUUGUGAAUUACCGGGCCAUGGUAAUAGAGUAAUUUCUUGCCAUAUCAAAAAACUUUUAAUGCGUUCAGCCAUAUGGUAAGGGGCUCCAUCCUGUAUAUGCUGAAAUAUGACGUGUAUUGAAAAUUGUUUAAUCCCAGUGUAUAUUUACAAUCAAUGAAUAACAGAAAAUUAAAGGUUUAUUCGUGAUUGUCAAAGCGUCCUUUUAUUUUUAUUUAAAUAGUCAUGUGCAGAAUGUUUAUAUUCUUUUUCAAAUUUUUGUAUAAAUUAUAUUGCAUUUA
Molecule: messenger RNA, 3353 nt
Organism: Diabrotica virgifera virgifera (western corn rootworm)
Lineage: Eukaryota; Metazoa; Arthropoda; Insecta; Coleoptera; Chrysomelidae
Product: rabenosyn-5
Exons: 5
Coding region: 90-1385 (431 amino acids)
Molecular function (GO): metal ion binding
Source: RefSeq, a predicted model, not a curated record